UCCUCCGCUGCGGCACCGCCGCGCGGGCGGCGCGACCUGGUCCAGGCCUCCCCGAUCCCGGGUGGGGAUCGAUCGCACCUGUUACGAGGCGUGCCAGGACACACCUGUGCGGCGUGGUCCAGCGGCGUUCCUCGAGGACGUCAGCCCUCCUCGACUCUCGAGGGCCGCUUGUGGAAGGGCGUUUGUUUUGGACCCUCGCUACUUCAGGCACGCGACACGAUUACUCUGCGGUCGAUGCCGCGACCGGAACUCCGGACAACUGGAUGCGGAAAGUGCCCCUGAACGAUGAUCUCUCGGAUCAGCUUUACUCCUUCUUCCUGUGCCUGGAGCAGACACUGACGAUAUGGACACAGUAUGGCUUCAGCACUCUGGCAUGCCUCUGGGAGUAGUUUCGUUUCACUCGCCGUCCUCGCUCUCCUGCUAUUUUGUCCACGGACCACCACAGCCCAUGAGGUUGUCAAUGUGCCACUGCCACAGCAGGACUACGUUCCGUCACUGCCACCACCACCGGGACCAUUCACCACUGCCAAAACUCCAAAGUGCGACCAGAAAUUCGUGAGCAGUCCCGAUGGCCUGCAAAAUGGAACUUUCCAAGCCCCGACUUUGAUCAAUCCAGACAGGGAGCCUCGACAGUGCGUUUACACUUUUCUGGCCCAGCCUCAUGAACGGGUCGAGCUGGUUUUCACGAAUUUCGGACUUCGAGGAACACCGCCGGAUGGAUCGGCCGUUGGAGAGCUACCCGCUUGCUUCCACGAAUAUAUGGACGUUUACACGGAGAUACGAUCGGAGAAUACGACUAAGCUGAUAGAGACGCCAUUCGGGGGUCGUUUCUGCGGCCCUAUUCCACCUCGAAGACGAGUCUCUCUCUAUCAAGGAAUCGCCCUUAGCUUCUACUCCGAUAAGAACAUCACCCUGCCGGAUCUCUUCGGGGGUCGCUACACCUUCAUCAAUGCAUCCGAAUACGAAGUCGGGACACCGGAGCCGAGCAUGCCGUGCAGCUUCACGGUAGAUGCGGAACACAAACGCAGCGGAAAUAUACUCUCGCCGACGUAUCCUGGGACGUAUCCCAAGGACCUCGUCUGCAGCUAUCAGUUUAUCGGGAAGCCUGGUCAGAGAGUCAGGUUGGAAUUUCGGGAUUUCGACCUCUUCUUCGGAGGACCUCACUGUCCUUUCGACUACGUCAAGGUCUACGAUGGAUCCAACGAUACAUCCGCCGUAAUCGGCACUUAUUGCGGCCAGCAACGAAAUCUCGUGCUCUACUCGUCGGAGGCCAAUCUCUUCGUCUUAUUCGUCACCCUGGAACGCACGGCCAACACACAGAACCGCGGCUUCAAGGGCAUCUUCGAGUUCUCGGAGAGCUUCGUCAAGCUCGACUUCAUCGUCAACUAUGACGGCGAGCACAUCCGGGGAUCCGAGUGCGACCAGAAGAUCCUGAGUAAAAAGGAGUCCUCAGGGUUUGUGGUCAGCCCGAAUUUCCCCUACCCUUACGUCCCAAAGGUCGUGUGUCGAUACUUCAUCUACGGGAUGCAAGAUUCUCAACACCUGGAGCGGGUUCGGCUCAACUUCACUCAGUUCGAGAUAACUAAGGGCGAGACCAAGGGAGACUCGGCCUGCACCGAUGGGUACCUGAAGCUGUACUUGAAGGGCCAGGAGGCGACGGAUUCCUACGACAAAUUCGACUAUGAACUUUGCGGCAACAGUAUUCCGAGCCAUGUAGUUAGCGAUGGGCCGCGGCUCGUUAUGGUCUUCAGCAGCGGAGAGUUGCAGGGCAGGGGUUUCAAGGCGAGGUACAACUUCGAGACCGAAUACAGGAUACCUGGCACGGCAGCUCCCGAUGGCAGCUGCCUCUUCACUUAUCGCAGUUCCUCGCGCAAGAAAGGGGAAUUCAAUUCCCCUAGAUAUCCUAGUAAUUACCCCAGCGACACGGAUUGCACCUACCUCUUCCUGGCGACGCCCAACGAGCAGGUUACCCUGGUCUUCGACCACUUCAAGGUCCGCACGAGGAACACGAACCUGACCGUUGGCUUUUACGGCUCCCAACUCUGCCAGGACGACUGGGUCGAGAUCUACAACAUGUACCGCGACAACACCGAGAAGCUGAUCGGCAGGUACUGUGGAAUGACUUCUCCUGGCCCUGUCGAGUCCAACCUGGGAGCUCUGGGCUUGAAAGUCAUUUUACACUCGGACUCCGAGCUGGUGUAUAGCGGCUUCAAGGCUCGCUACACCUUCGAGGUCGCCAAGUCCAUCUUCGGAGACUGCGGCGCCAAUAUCAGCAGCCUGGACUACGGGAUGAUCACCAGUCCCAACUUCCCCAACAAGUACGACGGACCUGCUCGAAAUCUGGCCAGUAAAACCUGCAACUGGUUCAUCAGCGUCAAGCCGAACCACCAGAUCUUGCUCAACUUCGAGCUCUUCUCCGUGGAGGGCGAACAGUCGGUCCGAGGCUGUCCAGCUGCGGUUCUAAGAAUGUGGUCCUCAGUGUCGGAUCCGCCAAUCGAAUUGUGUGGAGUCAAGACUCCCGACACCAAGUGGACCUACCUCUCGGAUGACAACAACAUGCGCCUUAGCUUCAUCUCGGCGGACAAGGCGGUCGGUCAGCAAGGCUUCCGAGCUGUCUGGACGGAGGUGACCGUCGGCGAAGAUUGCCCGAGCCAGUUUUUAUGCAGCAGAAACAAAUACUGCAUAUCGGAGAGACUUCGCUGCAACGCGAUCGACAAUUGCGGCCCUGAAGACACGUCCGACGAGGAGAACUGUAAAAUGGUGGCUCCGCCGGACAAUUACGCAGUUCCCGUGGGGUGCGCGGCAGGUGCCGUCCUGAUGGUGGUGCUCCUGUGCCUGGUGUGUCACCAGAGGUUGAGGAGACGAGGUCGCGAGGUGCCGAUCGACGACCUGGAGCAGCGGGUAAAGGAUCGCCGACUCUGCUACCACCACCACCACAGCCUGCUGCACCAUCACCAGAGCCACAACCAUGGGCACAGCCAUGGGUUCAGUCAGUACCAGCUGCAGCAGCCCAGCCCGCCCAGCGAGUCGGAAGUGGAGCACGUUUGUGCGGACGAAAGGGACGACCAGGACGAGCAGGACGAGCAGGAGGAACAGGACGAGGCCAGCAGCCCGGACAGCGUGUGACCGUGGUGUCUGGUUCUAAGAUCGACUCGGUCUUCCUGGCGGUUGUCUUUGAAGGUGUCGCUGGUUCCGCUGGAUUCGAUGAUCCUAUUGAUUGUACCGGUCCCAAUGGUCCGGUCCAUGGUUCCAUUGGUACCGCUGGUACUACUGGUUCCUCUGAUUCCGAUGAUCCCAUUGCUUGUACCGAUUCUAAUGAUCCGGUUCAUGAUUCCAUUGGUAUCGCUGGUCCUACUGGUUCCACCGAUUCCGAUAGAUCUACUGAUUAUAUUACUUGUACUGGUUACAGUGGUCUUGUUGAUAGAGGUUCUAGUGGUUCCGCUGGUACCACUGGUCCCUUUAAUCGGAAAAGCCUCAACGACUCCAUCGAAUCCAGCGGGUCCAUCGCCACUCUUCGCCGCGUUCCUUCCAGGACUCUUAUCUAAGUCGUUGUUGUUAUCGCUGUCCAUCGAGGGCAGCCGAAGAGGCCCCGGUUGUCCCACCUCCUGGUGGACACCUCCUUCGAGUGGCCAAGAUCCGAUUUCUCGAGAACCUCGAGCCCUGCGAGACGUAUCUCGUGUGGCGUUACACGAGUCUAUGCGUACUAGUAUAGGAACUCGAAUCGUCAUUUUUAGGGCUACUCUGAUUUUACGCUCUCAAGGCCUCCUAAGGUGGAGGGAAGCGUCUCCUCGUCGUACAGGAACUCGAAUUAAAGGGUUUCAUUGUAUGAGCUUCUUCGGGGACGCUCGAAAACCCGAGAGGGGGGAGCCUCGAAAUUGUUCCUUUGUGCUCGAGGCUCUGCGAGGAUUGUUUCUACUUAUAUUUCGGGAACGAGAGAGGGGCGAUCUUGAAGAAGCUGGGUGGAUUUUGCAACCGUCAAGGGACUCGUCAGGGAAUCGAGCGACCGAUGUACCCUGAGGAAGGUCUCGAGGUGCGUCUCGAAGACGUCACGGAUUUCUUUUUCCCUUCGUACGGCGGGAUUUCGGGACACUCCACGAUUGUACAGACCGGAUCGAGUUUGCUCCGAUUCCGUUUUCCUCGCUGCUAGUCGGCUGAAUGGUCUGGAGGUUUCGGGAAUGGAAUAUGGAAAUUGUAUGGAAAUCCGAAGGGACUCGGGGACGGUGCUCGGCACUCUUGGCCUUGCUUUUACACGAAAUUUCACCGACUUUUGAUAUUUGUACACAGACUUCUGGAUGAGAAUGGGCGGGCUCGGAUCAAGCUCAAACUUCACUCGAUGCUCGUAACCUAGGACUUGGAAAACGCGUCGACUGAUAUGUGUAAUCCGUUUUUUAAAACGCGCGGCUCGACGCCGAGGAGGGGAUUUUUAAUUUAACGAUAGGAGCAAUUAAUGAGACCUCGCGUUUGCGGGGAAAGAAAAAGAACAAACGAGGGGAGCCUUUUCUAAAGAGCCUUAUCCACGCGAGGUCGAGGUUCUAAGGUGGGACAAAAAACUGGCAUCCAAGAGGUCUAUCGUUUGUUAAACUUUUCCACAAACUGGGCCUUACCGAAUCUAUUAAACCUUCACAACGCGAAUGUGGAGGCUGUAAGGAAGGUCCUGACACUCAUGAAAUUUCAUUUUUUAUAACAAAUUAAAAAAAUACCUCUGAACAAAUUUAAAAAAAAGUUGAAACUCCAUCAGUUUCAGGACCUUUCUUAGACCCUGGAUUUUUAUCAUUGUAAAGUUUUAGACAAUUCCGUACAUUCAGUUUGAAGAAAAGUAUCAUGAACCAUUUACCCCUCGGAUGCCACUUUCAUGUCCCCUUAACGUCUGGCAUGGCGAUUGUGUAUUUUUUUUUUCUUAUCACUAUGCACGCUUUCCUUCGGACGCUGUCAGCGCGCAGAAUCAGAGUAGGACAGAUAUAGGCGUAAGCAUGAGUGUUGGUCUAACUCUAAGGGUCUAAAGCGAGGUAACGAUCGCCGACCAAUGUGGCGAUAUAAGAGCGCUAAUCAUUCGAUACUCUGCGUCGGGACUCAACGCAUGUAUUUUUUUUUUUUUCCCACCAGCACGGUUUCCUAAUUUCUACGACCUGGUUUCCAGACUCGAGGAACCCUACGUCUCGGAGUUCGACAUUUGUACGCCAUUUUCGUCAUACGUGGGGAUGGUGUGGAUCUUGAGCGCGUCCAGGAGGAAAAAGUUGACCUCGUAGAAGGGAAUCCCCCGGAGAGAAAAAAAAAAGAAAUACACUCGCCUUGGAAGACAACCAUCCGUCGAUAUCUUCCUCGGUCGACACUCCGGAGUCUUCUUCGACGAGGUCGAUUUUCGUUCCCCUUCCUGGGGAUUUUUCUUCGGCGACGUUGCGGGUAACGUCGUCGUUGGUUUUGUCGGCGGCGAGAGACAAGGCGAUUCGACUUCUUCUUCUUUUUUUUUUUUUUUUUUUCAUUCGUGCAGAUCGUUUCGGCCUCGCUAACGUUUCGGGCUUUCGGCGGAUCGUCGGUAGGUGGUCGAUCAUCGAUCAUCGAGAUCAUCGACACUUUUAUCUCCGUGAUAAGGGGCGUCAGAGCUCGCCUCACGAAUCUGGCUUUUUAGGGAUCCUGCCAAUGAAUCUCGAGUUUUUCCUUCCCUUUUUUCAUUUCCCCUCGUACGUCUAAACGCGAGCGACCUCGCUACGAGAAACAUCACUUAACGAUAUUUAGUUCCAUGUUGUCAGUCUUACGAGAUUAGCGGAAACUAAUUACCAGGGCACUGGGAAGUAGGUCUCGCGAUAAGAACGAUAUCGAUUGUCGAUCUCCUAAAUUCUAAAUGCGAGGGCGAGUAUAACGAUAAGGGGGCUGGAUUUUGGGUCAUUUUUGAUAACAGCUCUCGACGAUCGUUCUGUCGAUUGGUUUGGUGAUGAAUAAUUUCCAUGAUAAUUCGCCGAGAAAGAAAAAAAAGAAAUAUAUAUAUAUAUAUUCAUGAAUAGCUCAACGCUGGCUGCUUGAUUCAUGAUCUCGACAUUCGAGUACCUAUUUUCAAUUUGUCUCAGAUUCGCUUAGCGGUCGCCCGAAAGUCGCCCAAAAUCCGGCCUCCUCGGUCUCUAGCUAAUAAGUACUAAAUAACACACAAAAUAUAUAAUAUAUAUAUAUAUGUAUAUUUCACAUUAAAUGCUGCCAUGGAGCUAUACCGAAGUAUAUUCUAAACUAUUAUAAAGGUAAACGAAAGAAAAGAAAAGAAACAAAAAAAAAAACACACAAACACACAAUCGUACUGUACAUCGUGCACUGGAUAGAAAUUCUGGGAGGAAUUUCCUUGCGAAGGAACGCUCGCAGGCCGAGGCGGCAUUGCGGGUGACUGAUGUGACGUAAGAGCGCGAAAAGCUAGGGAA
Molecule: messenger RNA, 6401 nt
Organism: Orussus abietinus
Lineage: Eukaryota; Metazoa; Arthropoda; Insecta; Hymenoptera; Orussidae
Product: cubilin
Exons: 17
Coding region: 355-3126 (923 amino acids)
Cellular component (GO): plasma membrane
Molecular function (GO): protein binding
Source: RefSeq, a predicted model, not a curated record